ACUAGUCAGCCGUAGAUCUACUGUUAUGCAGAGAUUGUAAAACAGUUGCAAUAGUGUUCUGUACCUUCCUGGGUGCUGGGCCUGGCUGGGCGGAGUAAAAACUGGGGGCAAUAUAAACGACAGGAUGGACGUGAGCGAACAUGGCUGUGAGCGGUGUGGCUCCCUCACUUGCGAAGCUCGUGUGACGCUGGCUUCCAGUUUCGGAGUGGCCGUGGUCGGAGCGGCCAACGUAGGAAAGUCGGCUAUCUGUGUUCAACUGAAAACACGCAAGUUUAUAUGGGAAUAUGAUUCCUCCGGAGACUAUACUUAUCAAAUUCGUCUACCGCUUGGUGACCACUGCUCACAGCUCACAGUAGUUGACACUACACAUCGGAGUGCUAUGGAGAGCAUUGAUUUCAGUAACAUCCACGGCGUGCUGCUCGUGUUCUCAAUCGAUGACAUGCACUCGUUCUCGCAAAUCGAGGCCAUCAAGACGGAGAUAGAGGAGACCAUAGUGCACAAGAGACCCCGGCCGCUGCGCUAUCUCCUCGUCGGCAACAAGCGAGACGUGUCACACCUGCGCCGCGUCACGGAAAGCCAGGGACAGGAGCUGGCCUCCAGGAUCGGGUGUGAGUACACCGAGGUGUCGGCGCGCACGGAAGGCCAGCGUGUGCACGCGGCAUUUCAGGUGCUCUUGCACAAGAUGCGGGCCGCUAAGAAGCGCCGUGCACAGCGCUACUGGACGUCGGUCGUCGAUCAAGUGGUCAGCAGCAAAGUGCCGGCCACCUCCGCCAGCACCCUACCUUCCAUAGCGUCCUCAACAAGCAUCAACCCUGCACCCAUGAAUACUCUGAUCUUACCGGCACCCAAGUUUUCCUCAAGCAGUUAUGAUAGCCUGCUGAGUCCCACCUCACCACCCACCUCGCCGCCUUCACCGGAAAUCCCCAUGCAGUACACGUAUCAGUUUCCCGACGGUGUGUCCGGACGGUCAUCUGCAACGACGCCCGACGAAGGGCUCAGCCAUCGGCGUAGCCUGAAAAAGUCCAUGAUCAAGCGUGUGUCCAGCCUGCGACUAGCAGCCGGUCGCCAGGCUAAUUCCAGUGCCGCGGCCGGUGGUGGCAAUGCUCCUGCUCGGCACCGGAGAGGUUCCAAGCCCUCCAUUGAAUCGGAGUUUUGAGUUCUAGUGCCUUGUUGUACCUACCUAGCUUGAGCAGUGUUCAACUUUCCUCACCACUUUCCCACGGCAUACUUCGUCUCAUAUCAACUGUGCUACACUGCUGCACUACAUGUAGCAGCGUGGGUAUCGGUGAUAUCGGGCACGCAGUUUACAGUUCAUGUGUUAUUCUGAUUUCUGUCUUGGCCAGCGGUGGUGACAGAGUGCAGAUCGUAGGAUCAUAAACUAAUGCCAGUAUUACCAGUGCAAUACCGGUGCAAUGCCAGCCAGGGCUUACUACCCAUUGUGGCUGUACAUGUCCCAUGACCUUCAUGUACAUGUACUGUGCUCUACUUGUUUGUGGGUAUUGCGCUGGUCUCCGCACCAUCAACGCCCGACGUGACCAUGUUAGAGGAUGACACUUUGUUCACUGCUGCAUCAGAUUUACCAGAAUGGCCCAAUUCUUGUUUUUGGUUUCAACUUUAUGGAAAACAGAUCGAAGCCCCUCUAAAGUAAACACACCAAUGCUUUAGAAAUCUGACUACUUGAAGUACACUGAUUUGUAUACCGGUACUAGUAGGCACUGAAGCAGUAGCAAUGAACAUAUGCAUCCAUACCUUGAUGCAUACCUUGA
Molecule: messenger RNA, 1766 nt
Organism: Sycon ciliatum
Lineage: Eukaryota; Metazoa; Porifera; Calcarea; Leucosolenida; Sycettidae
Product: ras-related and estrogen-regulated growth inhibitor-like
Exons: 4
Coding region: 125-1156 (343 amino acids)
Molecular function (GO): GTP binding; GTPase activity
Source: RefSeq, a predicted model, not a curated record